GGAUCCGGUAAGAACCCCUCCUUAUAUAAGAACCCUAGUUAUAUAAGAACCAAUCUCAGCCGUAGGAUUAAGGUAAUUUAGACGGUUAAGAUUAAAACACGUAUUUUUCCUCAUACCCCCUACGGCCCUACCACCCGAUCAAAAUUUUCUCUCUCCUCUAACUUUCUCUCUCUUCGUGCUCAUCUCAUUCUCUUUUGCAAACCCCCAAAAAUCUCCAUAGAAAUUGCAAUUUGAAGGAUUUUCGACUCAGCAAAAUGCAAGGCCAAAAUGAAGCAAAAUCAGAAGGAGGAGUUACUAAUAUACAAGAAGAAGAAAUUACUUAUGUAAGAAAAAGGAAAGUUGAAAACGUUGAAGCGGAAGUAAUUGAUAGAUCGGAAUUUGAGAAGCAUAUUGAAAGUAAAAGUGUUGCUAUAAGACAUAGAAAACUUCCAACAAGGCUUCAACCACCUCGAAAAUUGCAAAAAAAGGAAGGAAGAGAAAAAGAUCAAGAAGAAGGAAAAGAUCAAAAAGAAGAAGAGGGUAAUAAUGUAGAGGAUGAUGACAAGAAUAAUGAUAGUAAAGAUGAUGGUGAGGAUGAUAAUAAGGGUGAUGUAAAGAUGAAAGAGAAAGAUGAAAAAGAGGAGAUGGAAGAUGAUAGUGAGGAGGAACAAAAAAUCAAUAAAAAAAAUCAAACUCAGAAGAAGAAAAGAAAGAUUGAAAAAGAAGAAGAUGGUGAGGAUGUCCAAGUAGUAGAAGCUAAUGAGCAAGAUAAACUAGUUAAGAGGCAACCUUAUCAAAGAGUACCUCCUACUCAAUUCAUGAAGGAUGUGUUGAUAAAUCUUUCGGAAAAACAAAAGCAAGCUAUUCGGAACAUUGGUUUUGGAGGCUUUUUGGAAUUGGAUUUACCAAUCCAUAUUAAUUCUACGUUGACAGAAAACUUGGUUACGAAUUUUGACACGGAGAGAUGUUGUUUGAUGUUACCAAAGAGAAAACAAGAAAUCUUUUUGGAGGCAAUUGAUGUUCAUUUGGCUUAUGGGUUGCCAUUGGGAGGCAAAAGGAUUGAGCAACCAAAUGAUGAGUCAAAUCUGAAAUGGAGCAAGUUUCUAAAAGCUUGGAGAAGCAAGUUUGGCCUCAAAAAAGGAAGUCCAACCAACAAGAGAUUGAUUGACAGAAUUGAAGAAGGAAAAAUCAGUUUCUGA
Chenopodium quinoa (quinoa) is the source of this 1178-nucleotide messenger RNA. RefSeq names its product nucleoplasmin-like protein ANO39. NCBI's taxonomy places the organism in Eukaryota, Viridiplantae, Streptophyta, Magnoliopsida, Caryophyllales, Amaranthaceae. The transcript is spliced from 6 exons. Bases 255 to 1178 code for a protein of 307 amino acids. The record is from RefSeq and is a predicted model, not a curated record.